AGGUGGUCUUUGCGCCGGUGAUCUGCAAGCGGACCUGUCUCAAGGGCCAGUGUCGGGACAGUUGUCAGCAGGGCUCCAACAUGACGCUCAUCGGAGAGAACGGCCACAGCACCGACACGCUCACGGGCUCCGGCUUCCGCGUGGUGGUGUGCCCUCUGCCCUGCAUGAACGGCGGCCAGUGCUCCUCCCGAAACCAGUGCCUGUGUCCCCCGGACUUCACGGGGCGCUUCUGCCAGGUGCCUGCUGGAGGAGCCGCUGGAGGCGCCGGAGGCUCAGGCCCAGGGCUAGGUCGGGCCAGCGCCCUGUCCACAGGCGCACUGCCGCCACUGGCUCCAGAGGGCGAGUCUGUGGCCAGCAAGCACGCCAUCUAUGCUGUCCAGGUGAUCGCCGACCCUCCCGGGCCCGGGGAGGGCCCCCCAGCCCAGCAUGCGGCUUUCCUGGUGCCCCUGGGGCCAGGACAGAUCUCAGCGGAAGUGCAGGCCCCGCCCCCCGUGGUGAACGUGCGGGUCCACCACCCGCCAGAGGCUUCAGUCCAGGUGCACCGCAUCGAAGGGCCUAAUGCCGAGGGCCCAGCCCCCUCCCAGCACCUUCUGCCGCACCCCAAACCUCCCCACCCCCCACCACCUACCCAGAAGCCCCUGGGCCGCUGCUUCCAGGACACGCUGCCCAAGCAGCCUUGUGGCAGCAACCCCCUCCCUGGCCUCACCAAGCAGGAAGACUGCUGCGGGAGUAUUGGUGCUGCCUGGGGCCAGAGCAAGUGCCACAAGUGUCCCCAGCUGCAGUACACAGGGGUGCAGAAGCCAGGGCCCGUACGUGGGGAGGUGGGAGCCGACUGCCCUCAGGGCUACAAGAGGCUCAACAGUACCCACUGCCAAGACAUCAACGAGUGCGCGAUGCCAGGCAUGUGUCGUCAUGGAGACUGCCUCAACAACCCUGGCUCCUAUCGCUGUGUCUGCCCACCUGGCCAUAGCUUGGGCCCCUCCCGUACACAGUGCAUUGCAGACAAGCCGGAAGAGAAAAGCCUGUGUUUUCGCCUGGUGAGCCCCGAGCACCAGUGCCAGCACCCCCUGACCACACGCCUCACCCGCCAGCUCUGCUGCUGCAGUGUCGGCAAGGCCUGGGGUGCCCGGUGUCAGCGCUGCCCGGCAGAUGGCACAGCUGCCUUCAAGGAAAUCUGCCCAGCUGGGAAGGGGUACCACAUCCUCACUUCCCACCAGACACUCACCAUUCAGGGCGAAAGUGAUUUUUCUCUUUUCCUGCACCCUGAUGGGCCACCCAAGCCCCAGCAGCUCCCUGAGAGCCCCAGCCGGGCGCCACCAGCUGAAGACACAGGGGAAGAGAGAGGGGUGACUACGGACUCACCAGUGAGCGAGGAGCAGUCAGUGCAGCAGAGUCACCCAACUGCCACCACUCCUCCUGCCCGGCCUUACCCCGAGCUGAUCUCUCGCCCCUCACCGCCUACUGUGCACCGAUUCCUGCCUGACCUGCCCCCUUCUCGCAGUGCUGUAGAGAUCGCCCCCACUCAGGUCACAGAGACGGAUGAGUGUCGACUGAACCAGAACAUCUGUGGCCACGGAGAGUGCGUCCCUGGCCCCUCGGACUACUCCUGCCACUGCAACCCAGGCUACCGGUCGCAUCCGCAGCACCGCUACUGCGUGGACGUGAACGAAUGCGAGACCGAACCAUGCGGCCCAGGGAGGGGUAUCUGCAUGAACACCGGCGGAUCCUACAACUGCCACUGCAACCGCGGCUACCGCCUGCAUGUGGGCGCUGGGGGGCGCUCAUGCGUGGACCUGAACGAGUGUGCCAAGCCGCACCUGUGCGGCGACGGGGGCUUCUGCAUCAACUUUCCUGGUCACUACAAGUGCAACUGCUACCCGGGCUACCGGCUCAAAGCCUCCCGGCCGCCCGUAUGCGAAGACAUCGACGAAUGCCGGGAUCCUAGCUCCUGCCCGGAUGGCAAAUGCGAAAACAAACCCGGGAGCUUCAAGUGCAUCGCCUGUCAGCCCGGCUACCGCAGUCAAGGGGGCGGGGCCUGCCGCGAUGUGAACGAGUGCGCUGAGGGCAGCCCCUGCUCGCCCGGCUGGUGCGAGAACCUCCCCGGCUCCUUCCGCUGCACGUGCGCCCAGGGUUACGCACCUGCGCCUGACGGCCGCAGUUGUCUGGAUGUGGAUGAGUGUGAGGCUGGGGACGUGUGUGACAACGGCAUCUGCACCAACACACCAGGCUCUUUCCAGUGUCAGUGCCUCUCUGGCUACCAUCUGACAAGGGAUCGGAGCCGCUGUGAGGACAUUGAUGAGUGUGACUUCCCUGCAGCCUGCAUUGGGGGUGAUUGUAUCAACACCAAUGGCUCCUACCGAUGUCUCUGCCCCCAAGGGCAUCGACUAGUGGGUGGCCGGAAGUGCCAAGACAUAGAUGAGUGCAGUCAGGACCCUGGCCUGUGCCUUCCCCACGGGGCCUGUGAGAACCUGCAAGGCUCCUAUGUUUGUGUCUGCGAUGAGGGCUUCACACCCACCCAGGACCAGCGUGGCUGUGAGGAAGUGGAGCAGCCCCACCACAAGAAGGAGUGCUACCUUAACUUCGACGACACAGUGUUCUGCGACAGUGUAUUGGCCACCAAUGUCACCCAGCAAGAAUGCUGCUGUUCGCUGGGGGCUGGCUGGGGGGACCACUGCGAAAUCUACCCCUGCCCAGUCUACAGCUCAGCUGAGUUCCACAGCCUGUGCCCGGAUGGAAAAGGUUACACCCAGGACAACAACAUUGUCAACUAUGGCAUCCCAGCCCACCGUGACAUCGACGAGUGCGUGCUGUUCGGAGCGGAGAUCUGCAAGGAGGGCAAGUGCGUGAACACGCAGCCCGGCUACGAGUGCUACUGCAAGCAGGGCUUCUAUUACGACGGGAACCUGCUGGAGUGCGUGGGUGAGCGCCGCCCGUGCCCUGAGGCCGUGGGGAAGCGGCGGGAGACAUGCGCAACCACCCCGGGGGCGGGCCACACCCCCACCGAUCCGCUCUUGCCCCUAGACGUGGACGAGUGCCAGGACCCAGCAGCCUGCCGGCCUGGCCGCUGGGUCAACCUGCCCGGCUCCUACCGCUGCGAGUGCCGCCCGCCGUGGGUGCCCGGGCCCUCUGGCCGCGACUGCCAGCUGCCGGAAAGCCCGGCUGAGCGCGUCCCAGAGCGGCGCGACGUGUGCUGGAGCCAGCGCGGAGAGGACGGCAUGUGCGCGAGUCCCCUGGCAGGGCCUGCUCUCACCUUCGACGACUGCUGCUGCCGCCAGGGCCGCGGCUGGGGUGCUCAGUGCCGCCCCUGCCCACCGCGCGGCGCAGGUUCCCAGUGCCAGACGUCGCAGAGUGAGAGUAAUUCUUUCUGGGACACGAGCCCUCUGCUGCUGGGGAAGCCCCCGCGAGAUGAGGACAGUUCCGAGGAAGAUUCAGACGAGUGCCGCUGCGUGAGUGGCCGCUACAUCGACGAGUGCCGAGAGCUGAACCAGCGCGGGCUGCUGUGCAAGAGCGAGCGUUGCGUGAACACAAGCGGUUCCUUCCGCUGCGUCUGCAAAGCGGGCUUCGCACGCAGUCGCCCGCACGGAGCCUGUGUGCCCCAGCGCCGCCGCUGACGCUGCUCUCCACCAUCACCGAGGGGUUUCCGCGGACACUAGGAGAACUCAGCCUUUCCCUCUUGCCCGGACUCGGGGCUUGGACCCAGGGACCCUCAGGGGCCCGCAGACCCUCUGGCGUCCAUGCGAGCCCCGCCCGGUUUCUAGGGCGGAUAUAGGGUCUAGGGGGCGCUGUCAGCCUUCCUCCUAAAGGGCGUUUCCUGGAAACUGAUAAAUCAGAUCAUGCCUCUUUAAUUUA
Messenger RNA from Tupaia belangeri chinensis (Chinese tree shrew), 3849 nucleotides. It is a transcript of the gene LTBP3, whose product is annotated as latent transforming growth factor beta binding protein 3. NCBI's taxonomy places the organism in Eukaryota, Metazoa, Chordata, Mammalia, Scandentia, Tupaiidae. Bases 81 to 3611 code for a protein of 1176 amino acids. The transcript is spliced from 28 exons. Gene Ontology annotation, molecular function: calcium ion binding. The record is from RefSeq and is a predicted model, not a curated record.